Molecule: messenger RNA, 1946 nt
Organism: Tachysurus fulvidraco (yellow catfish)
Lineage: Eukaryota; Metazoa; Chordata; Actinopteri; Siluriformes; Bagridae
Product: D(1) dopamine receptor
Exons: 1
Coding region: 165-1511 (448 amino acids)
Biological process (GO): adenylate cyclase-activating adrenergic receptor signaling pathway
Cellular component (GO): membrane
Molecular function (GO): G protein-coupled receptor activity
Source: RefSeq, a predicted model, not a curated record
CUUGUGUACCAGAGAAUCUGUGACUCCACUGAUGGACUUUUACCUUCUAAGCUUUUGCAUAAAUUCAGAAUAUUCAGUGAAUUCCGUGUGAAGGUGCACGAGGCAGCGAUCAGACCCGAGGGGCGACGACACGUCGGUGUUUUUGCUUUGUUUAAUUUGCACAAAUGACGAACUUGACGAACAACACGGCGGUGGUGCGAGCAGACGACGAUGAGGAUGAGGAUGGGGCGGAACGUGGGCGGAGCGCGAGGGUCCUGCUGGGAUUCGUUCUGUUCUUGCUGAUUGUGUGGACGCUGCUGGGGAACACGCUGGUGUGCGCCGCCGUGGUAAAGUUCAGGCACCUUCGCUCCAAAGUCACCAACUUCUUUGUGAUCUCUCUGGCCGUGUCGGACCUGUUCGUGGCCGUGCUCGUGAUGCCGUGGGAGGCGAUGUCUGCGGUGGCAGGGGCGUGGCUCUUCGGCCGCGUGUUCUGCGCCAUCUGGGUGGCGUUCGACAUCAUGUGCUCGACGGCCUCCAUCUUGAACUUGUGCAUCAUCAGCGUGGAUCGCUACUGGGCCAUCGCGAGCCCGUUCCGUUACGAGCGCAAGAUGACGCAACGUGUGGCCUUCGUGAUGAUCGGCGUGGCCUGGACACUGUCCGUGCUCAUCUCCUUCAUCCCAGUGCAGCUGAACUGGCACGAGGCAGACGAGGACGAAGACGGCGACAUCCUCGGAGAGUUUAACUUCAACGGGAGCGUUAGCAAUGACAACUGUAAAGCUAACCUAAACCGCACGUAUGCUAUCUCCUCCUCGCUGAUCAGCUUCUAUAUCCCGGUGGUGAUCAUGAUUGCGACGUACACGCGGAUUUUCCGCAUCGCGCAGAAGCAGAUUAGGCGGAUUUCCUCGCUGGAGAGAGCAGCAGGACACGACUGCAGCGGAGACAAUUCUAACUCGCUGAAAACGGCUUUCAAAAAAGAAACGAAGGUCCUGAAGACGCUGUCGGUCAUCAUGGGCGUGUUCGUGUGCUGCUGGCUGCCGUUCUUUGUGCUCAACUGCGUGGUGCCGUUCUGCCAGUGCGUCAGCGACACCACCUUUGCCGUCUUCGUGUGGUUCGGCUGGGCCAAUUCCUCACUCAACCCCGUCAUCUACGCCUUUAAUGCAGACUUCCGCAAAGCUUUCUCCUCCAUUCUGGGCUGCCACAAACUGUUUCCCAGCACCACCGUCGAGGCCGUGAACUUCAGCAACGAGCUGGUGUCUUAUCACCAUGAUACCACGCUGCAGAAAGAAGCUCCGCCUCUGAUUCCGCUCAAAGAAGAAGGCCGUGUGCUGCGGGCUCAUAAGACUUCCUCUCUGAGCUCCUCCUCUUCCUGUGUCGGAGUGGGUGGAGUGUUUCGUGAUCACACUCAUGUGCUGCUGCCCAGCGUGGGUCGGUGCGAGUGUGAUGCAGAGAUCUCACUGGACACCAUCACACCCUUCACCUCCACCGCCAUGAUGGAGUGCGGCGGGAUCCCGGGACAAAUCAUCAACGAGUGAUAUCACCAGCGUGGAGGAAAAGAAUGUUUAUACGAGAGAUCUGAUCAGUAAUCAAUAAUCAAUCAUCAAUAAUCAGUCUGUUGACUUGAUGAUUGAGGAAGUGUUCAGGUCCUGAGUGCUGAAGCAACGCCAGAGAAGUGAAAGAACACGUUAAUGAACACUAUGUUAAAGGGUCAAACACCUUCUUAGAACCAGGAAACACCCAUGUUAUAGAGUUCUACACCCAUGUUAUAGAGUUCUACACCCAUGUUAUAGAGUUCUACACCCAUGUUAUAGAGUUCUGUUCUACACCCAUGUUAUAGAGUUCUACACCCAUGUUAUAGAGUUCUACACCCAUGUUAUAGAGUUCUACACCCAUGUUAUAGAGUUCUACACCCAUGUUAUAGAGUUCUACACCAAUGUUAUAGAGUUCUACACCAAUGUUAUAGAGUUCUA